CAAUAGUUAUUAUACAAUAAUAACUGCAGUAUACUGGCCUGUCAGUCAUCUUGUCACAGUUAACGUCCUCAUACACACACUCCGCAUUUCAGCAAUUUAAUUUACACUAUUCAGCAAUUCUUCCAACCGUAUUGGAGAGAAAAUAAGUAGCACGUUGAUCUGCCAGUCGUGGGUCUUUCGUGUGGAAAACCCUCCUCAUGUUUUUUGCAUAAUGAUGCAUUUAAAAGUUAAUGGCCAAACGUAUCUUUAUAAAAGUUCACAAUGUUGUUGCAGAUGAAUUAAAUAUUUUUCCAUCAGGUUAAAUUAUUAAUCAAAUCCCAGCCUCACAUAUCCGCCGUGUUUGUAGUUUUUGAACACUUUUUAUUUGCGUUUGCAGUUCUGAACCAAAAAGCACAAUGGGUUGUGGGCAAUAUUAGCCAUUAGAGCGUACACGGAUCUGCACUUUGAAUUUCCACCAGAAGUGGUAGACCAUUCAGGUACUUUCAACACACUGCGAUUUGGGACACACUGUAUUUAUGAAUACUAUUUAGGACAGAUAGUUUUUUUCUUUGGAAUAAUGUGCGCACAAUAAGACCAGGAACUUGAUUCAUGUUUUGACUCGAAGGUCAUACGCUAAGUACUAGCUAAUGAUUAAAUCAUUUAAAUCAUUUGAGUGAUAAUUGAUCACUAUAAAUACAAACAUAUAUGGUUUCAGAACAUUUCAGUAGCUGUUUCUUGAUAAGCACUCUGUUUAGCUGUUAGAUGACGUCGGUCUUCUCUUUAGUUAACCCGUGGGUCUGUCAGUAAUUGGGGUGAUGCUCUUUGUGUGUUUGUGAGUUAUAUUCCAUGUGCUCUUCACCUCCUCUGCCUGUCUGCUAAUUGGUCAUUAUAAUGUGCUGGCUGACUGGUUUCAUUCUUAUCCUUAUUAGCCCUCCGCUAAACAUGAGCAGUUUUACGUUCUCAAAACAUACUAGGUUAUUUGAGGAUCUACUCUCAUAUAAUGACGUGGGUUAGCCCACAUCUUCACCCUUCAAUGAUCCUAACAAUCAUGAUCAGUGAGUUUCAUUUAUGAGAACACGCCCAUAACCACUUAAUUUGCUUUUAAAAUGUCUUAAGCUUAGUUUGAUCAUUUGUUUUUAUGGUAGCAAUCAAAUGGCAUGGCAUUGUGGCAGUGUGCCGCAAGGAUGAAAGUAGAUGAAUUAUUCAGUUUGAACGAUAUCUGAUCUUAAAGGUUCUGUCAGUUGCUGAGAGGGAAGAGAGAAUAGAGGGCAAAGUCUGGAACAAUGUGAUUUACCCAAGUAGGACAUGUUCCUGGAUCAACAGCCUUUGUUGGUCUUGGAACAACAUUCCUGUCAAACAACCAUAUCCCUAAUGGUGCAUUUCAUGCAAACUCGGAUGUGGGCUAUUACUACCCUAUCUCUGGCUUCUGAAUAUAUGUAUGCAUAGAGAGUAUAUAUAUGUAUAUAGAAAGAAUUCUUGCACACUUUAAUGUAGGAACUUUGACAUAUUUGCUACAUUUACAUGGACACCUUUUACUUUUACAAGAACGCUAAAUUUUUUGAUGUGCGUGUUUAUAUGUCACAAGCUUCAAAUCAGACUUGAUUUUUUUUUACAUGCGCACAUUGUAUAAAUACAGAGUUUCCUGUUGUUGUUUCGGGUCCUAAUUAGGAGACGACGAGCACAUGAAGCUUUGUGCCAUGCUGCUUAUAUUUAUAAAGCAGUGAAAAUGGCCCUUCCCACAUCUGUGGAUGAGAGUCCGAAGCAAGGACUGGUGGGACAACUUUGUCCUACACCUCUUCACAGAUAAUGGGUGGCAGGAGAAUUUUAGAAUGACACGAAAAACAUUUAUGACACUAUGGCCCUAUCAAGUAGACAAGGGAGACACAUUCCUGUUUACACCCGGUGUUUUAAUCAGUCUCAUUUGUCCUCUGUCGACCGCUUCUGUCCUUAUUACUUCGAGUGGAGGGUUUAGGGCGGGUCCCUCUGAUUUUGUCAAAACACCAGCGGGAGGGUUAAAUGUCGACCACGAGGAUUCAUUGCUUCUUUUUUUGUGUUUCAAAAUAAACUUUCUGCUUCAGCCCAGCAAAACUUAAAUGCCACCUGACCAAUAACAUGUCCCACAAUGAUUACAUAUUAGGUCAGUAGGCAGACGUUAGUAGCUGUUUGAAUGCAUUCGAGUGUCUACACCAUAGAUAUAUAUACAUAGAUGCCUCAUUAUCGGCUGUUUCUAUGGGACUCUAUACAUAAGUCGUCCGCCAUAUUGGAAUGGUCAAAGCCGGUCAGUGAACAUUCGAGAGAAAAACGACUGUGUGUCUGCAACCAUAGUUAGACACGUAUAAAUAUCUAUUUAUGCAAUACACUUCAGCAGGUGAUUUUGCAAAAUUAACACAAUACAAUAACAUGAAAGCAUCAGCAAAGACGACAUAAAAAGUUACUAUAUUUUAAAAACCUGUAAUAUUGAGUUAAUACAUAUAAAAACACUAACCACAUAAACAAUCUGUGAAAGGUUAUCCCAUUUCUUAGGAAAUUUAAAUCUCUGAUUUCACAAUCAGAAGCUGCGCGAUAUUGUGGCAUCAUUGAUUCUUACUGUGAGUGACGACAUGUUGACUGUUCCAAGAUGGCGGGUGCACUGAUGUGUCUAUAGUGUUUACAAACGGAUUAUUAUGGUCCAUGUAAACGCAGCUACUGAUGCAUUUUAUUUGUUAAACUCUGUGGAUCCCACUUUGUUCACAUCAUAAAACCUUGAAAAUAUGAUUAAAAUAUUGUAAUUAUGAACUUAUUCAGCUUGAUGUGGGAGUUUGGGGGUCAACUGAUAUUUAUAUGUAUGUUGUAUAAAUAAUUUUCUUACACAAGUGAAUUUACUGAAAACUACCAGGAAAGCUAUGUAACUAACAUUUACAAUAUGUGAACAUUAAUUAUUAAUCUAAUGCAUAAUAUGCGUAAAACGCUUCAGUUAAUGUUUCUUGUCUCAUGACAUUGACAGUUACAUUAAUUAUGUAAAUAUUCAGAAUGAGUCAAACAUUUGUUUGCAUAGCUGAUAAAUUCUGUCCGUCGUUUAACAUUUCUAUCGCAAAACAGCUUUCAAAUAUUAAAUGUUUCUAUGCGCUAUGUGCAUCUUAUCUCGCACUUUAUGAGUGUCAACUGAAUUGUCGCUCUGCAAUUUGUGCUAUAGCAGCCUCUGUGAACAGUAAAGCCCGCCUACUUUGAUUUGAUUGGUCAUCUCAAACAUUUUGACAUUGGCGACCGCUAUUAGAUCACUGAGAAAGUCUUGCUGUUGUGCAAUAUCCUUGCAGCACUCAAGUAUUAAAGUUAAUAUUGGACAGUUAUUUUACAACAUUUAUAUACACCUCGGACAAAGUUGGGUACGGCCAAGAUUUAGUUCACAAUUGUACUGUCAAUGAAAAAUAGCAAUAGAGCUUGCCAGAAAAUACCCAAUUAGCACGUUUAUAAAGAGACAGAUUUGUGUGACUAAGCUACAUUUCCCAUCAUCCUCUGUGGCAGCACAAGAAAGGCACCGAUUAGAAAGGAAGAGAAAUAUGAAACUGUCAAGAGAAUUAAUUUUAUUCCAACUACAAUCUCAUAAAUAGGACCUUGAUCUCAUAAAUAGAAACUUCCCAGGAGAACCUGAAUGCAAAAAUGCUGCUCCAGUUGGGUAAAUCACAUUAAGUGCAAAGUCUCAGCUCACAGAAAGAUACUAAAACAGUUUCAAUUAAUUUUCAACCAAUCGCUUGACCCGACGGCUGACUGAAUUGACUGACUGACCCAUCCAUCCAUUGUGUCGGAGAGACAACCGUGUAGUUUCUAAUUGUGUCUUUACACCACGUUCCCUCUUCACUUACUUGUCCGGGGCUGUGAUGGCUGCACUCAGGACCGGAAGCGCAGCUACAAAGCAGUGCAGUCAUGUGAGGAAGGGGUGACAUCUGGAGAGGCCCUCGCGGCCUUGGCUCAGAACUCAACAUACAUGCACAAUGUGCUCGGGCCUGCCUGCAUCUUCCUCCGCAAGGGCUUCGCUGAAAGCCGGAAGGCUGUACAACAGAGAGCUGAGACCAGAGGAAAUGGAUGAGCUACGAGAAGCCUUCAAAGAGUUUGAUAAAGACAAAGACGGCUUCAUUGGCUGCAAAGACCUGGGGAACUGCAUGAGAACCAUGGGAUACAUGCCCACUGAGAUGGAGCUCAUCGAACUGAGCCAGCAGAUCAACAUGAACCUCGGGGGACAUGUGGAUUUUGAGGACUUCGUAGAGUUGAUGGGCCCCAAACUUCUGGCUGAGACGGCAGAUAUGAUCGGAGUAAAGGAAUUGAGAGACGCUUUCAAAGAGUUUGACACCAACGGAGACGGUCAGAUCAGUACAGCAGAACUAAGAGAGGCAAUGAAGAAACUGCUGGGCCAGCAGGUAGGUCACAGAGAUUUGGAGGACAUACUGCGGGACAUCGAUUUAAACGGAGACGGGCACGUCGAUUUUGAAGAAUUUGUGCGAAUGAUGUCUCGCUAGAGGAAAGGUGGACGAACCCCAUCAAAAACCGGAUCUCCUGUGCUCUGACAUAGGGAGAGGAGGAUAGAGGAGGUGAAGAGGAGAGGAAAGAUUAUGAUGAAAUGGGAGCAGCCUCACAAGAGGAACUUCUGAAAUAUGACCUCUGACCUCAAAGCACAAAUGAAAGAGCUGCACUAUAGCCCUCCAUGACAGCUUUCAUGAAGCCAACAGUGGGAAUGAGAGGAUGCCUCACUAAUACUGUGAUAUAUAUUUGUGUAACAGGUUUUUUUACCCCAUAAAAAGCCUGCGAGGGGUCUGAUGCAAAAACCGCCCCGAGAGCAACCUUUCAAAAGAGCGAGCGAUCAAACUUCUCAGCUAAUAAGCAUCAAAAUAUCCAGUACUAUAAUUUACUGGCAUCUCACACCUGACAGUAGGGUGCAUCAAACUGCAAUAACAUUGCUGUUUCAUUAAGCUAUUUAUUAAUAUUUGUAAACUGUAGAGAGAUGAGUGUGUAGAGUUUCCCUUUAAAAGACUCUGGCUGUUUUACAGUAGCCUAUGAUAUAUUAGAUUAUCACAAAGAUUUUAUUUUAUAUAUCAAUGUACUGGGAAAUGCUGGAAAUCUUUGCUAUCAAUUAUUUGCUAUUUAUUGUAUACAUCGGACCUAUGCACUACUGUAUGUCUGGACAUAUUUUUUGAAAUGUUGAGAAAGAUUUGCCAUAAAGAACUGCCCUUGUUUGCACAUUGUCUUGCAUGAAUGCUAGUGCUGAUACAAUUAUGAGUCAACACAGCGGAGUAGCCUACCGUAAGCAUACUUUGUGUAGUUUUGUCCUGUAUUUAAAUGUUGCGAGUUCAGUUAACAGAUGAGCGUCUUUGACCUUAAUUCACUAUUUGAGAGUGUGUGUGUGUGUGAGAGAGAGGUUGGAUUUCUUGUAUCUUAUUUGUGUGAUUUCAAGUUUGUCUUAACUGAGUUAUUCUAUGCAUGCCAAAACAACUUUUUGUAGAGUGUAGAUUUCAUUAAAGAGUUGUGCAAUCAAA
Megalobrama amblycephala (Wuchang bream) is the source of this 5483-nucleotide messenger RNA. It is a transcript of the gene cabp1b, whose product is annotated as calcium binding protein 1b. The record is from RefSeq and is a predicted model, not a curated record. Lineage: Eukaryota; Metazoa; Chordata; Actinopteri; Cypriniformes; Xenocyprididae. Bases 3948 to 4469 code for a protein of 173 amino acids. The transcript is spliced from 7 exons. Gene Ontology annotation, molecular function: calcium ion binding.